GGCUAAGGUUUGAAACAGCUUUGGAGUGCGAAGAGGAGUUGCUAGCCGACAAUAAAAGUCUUCACACUAGCCGUAAAUUGAUGACACCUUGGGUCAUGGAGAAGCAGUGUAGUGUCAUAUAUACUCACGAAAUUUUCAGCAAGUUUCAGGAACAACUAGUGGUUGCAAGAGACCAUUGCAUUAUUCAAGGGAUUUCAGAGACUGAAGAUAUGAAAAUUGUCACCAUCAGCAGCCAAUCUGGUAAAGAGCGAGUGGUUGAAAUGAACAAAUUAAACAUGUUUGGUAUGUGCUCCUGUAAAUUUUAUGAGUCAUUUGGCAUCCCGUGUCGUCAUAUCAUUCAAGUGCUUAGAGGCGAGAAGCUAAAUGAGAUACCACCAAUUUAUUUUAUGAAGAGGUGGGAUAUAAGGUGUAAAAGAAAAUUAUUCUUUGAUAAGGAAGGUAACCUUCUGGAUGAAAAGGCUAAAGAUCCUGUGGAGGUGGCAAUGGGGAGAAAAAUUUCAGAUUCACGUAACAAGUUUGAAGAGCUAAUCCAGAUGGCCAAGAACUCUGAACAAGGAAUGGAAUUUUUAUAUUCUAGUUUAUCAAACCUUGUAGAACCUCUCCAAAAUAUCGUUCCUGCCGCUACAGUCAAUAAGCAAGAUGAGUUUGAAUCAUUCCUUGGUGGCAAAAUUCCACAAGAAGUUGAGAUACAUCCACCAAAUGAUAUCAACUCCAGAGGGCGCUGCAAAAGAAUCAAGAAGAGCAAGGAGAACAAGGCGCCCAGAAAACGGAUGUGUGGAAAAUGCAAGCAAUUAGUGUCUCAUGACGCACGUAAUUGCCCCCUCAAUGUUGCUGGUUGAGACAUUCUUAGUUCUCCAUUCUGUUAAGACAUGCUUGUAAUUCAAUUUCUUAGUUCUCCAUUCUGUUAAGACAUGGAAGGUCGUGUGUACUCUGAAUAUUUCAUACAACAACUUAGCGAGCUGUGCUUUGCCCUUAUGUACCACUCUGUUUCUUUGUCU
Messenger RNA from Sorghum bicolor (sorghum), 998 nucleotides. RefSeq names its product protein FAR1-RELATED SEQUENCE 5-like. NCBI's taxonomy places the organism in Eukaryota, Viridiplantae, Streptophyta, Magnoliopsida, Poales, Poaceae. Gene Ontology annotation, molecular function: zinc ion binding. The coding region runs from base 81 to 839 and encodes 252 amino acids. The record is from RefSeq and is a predicted model, not a curated record. The transcript is spliced from 2 exons. Gene Ontology annotation, biological process: regulation of DNA-templated transcription.